UGACCAAGCCUCCUCAGCUGUGAGUGCACCUGGGUGUUGUUCUUUCACAAUUGCGUUUGCUAUCAUAGGAUCAUGCUUCAAAGUUCAUGUUUUGUGGCCAGAAUGAAGUGUGUCAGGAAGUGAGAGAGGAGGAGAAAUGAGCUGCAGCUUGCAGACAUAGAGCCAGCUGUGGUGCAGUGGGGACAGUCAUGAUUUGGAUAAGCAAGUGCCCUAAGAGCCUGCCCGCUCCUACUGUGAUUCAAGCUGCCGUCCUGGUGCCCAAACGAACCAAAAACCUUUCCUGUGGCAGAAACGAUCAGACACCAAGCCCAUACACCCUCGGGUUUUCUCCUAGAGAGAGAUGAAGAGAACAACCUGUCUAUAGCUUCCUUGAGGAAUGACUUCUCUCAGUGCCUUUCUUUGGGCCUCCUUAGCUCUCCAGCUACCUCAGCCAUCGCACUGAGUUCCUCCCCUUAUCCCUGUUGGGUAUGUCAUCUGCCAACGUGUCUCAGCCAUGCAAGGAUUACAGCUUCUACCACAAACUCCUCCUGCCUGGCUACAUUCUGAUAUUCAUCACAGGCUUGACGCUGAAUGUGAUGGCCCUGUGGAUAUUCGUUCGCUACCUGCGCCUGAAAUCAGUGGUGAUGAUCUACAUGUUCAAUCUGGCCGUGAGUGACCUCACCUUCACGCUCCCCCUACCACUGCGACUCUACUACUACUUCAACCAUGAGUGGCCGUUUGGCAACACCCUGUGCCAGGUCUCUGGCUCUGUCUUUCAGAUCAACAUGUAUGGUAGCUGCAUCUUCCUCAUGUGCAUCAACCUGGAUCGCUAUAUUGCCAUCGUGCACCCACUUCGCUGGCGGCACCUGCGGCGUCCCAAGGUGGCCAGACUCCUUUGCCUGGUGGUCUGGGUCGUGAUCCUCAUGGGCUCCAUCCCCACAGCCAUAGUCCACAAGCAAAACCACUGUGAGUCACAGAACCAGACUACUUAUCUGUGCUUUGAAAGUUUUAGUGAUGACAUGUGGCAGAAAAACCUCUUCCCUCUGGUUGUUCUGGCUGAAAUCCUGGGUUUUCUCCUGCCUCUGAGCUCUGUGACAUACUGCUCCAUUCAGAUCUUUCGGGAGCUCUGUCAGGCCAGACAGCCAAAGACACUGCGGCAGCAGAAGACAGUUCGUCUCCUCUUGGUCAAUCUGGUCAUCUUCGUCAUAUUCUUUGUGCCCUACAACACUACCCUGGCUGUAUAUGGUUUGAUAAAGGCCAGGGUGAUUGAUGUCGAGAAGCAAAUGCAAGCCUCCGUGCGUGAGGUGCUAAUUGUGACAAUGAUGUUGGCCAGUAUGAACUGCACGCUGGACCCCUUGAUCUACUAUUUCAGUACUGAAGGUUUCCGUAAUACCUUUAAGAAACUGCGGCGGGGACAAACCUGGCACUCAGAUAUAGGGAUGAUUAGGAAUCAGGUUGUGGAACAAAAGUCAACCCAAAACCAUGCUGCCUCAACAGCAAAACAGUUACCAUCUGAAAACUUUCACUGUCCCGGUGAAUCUGUGCCAGCACUUCCUACUACAGUAUUUCUGAAUGGCCCUAUUGAGGACUCAGAAAUCUAACCACAGAAAGCUCCUAGCAUUGCUGAGUUUCAGAGUGGCCCAUUCAAUAAUUACAUCAAGGCUGUGGAAAACAGCUCAGGGUUGCUUAGCGAACUGAGAGAGCGUGGCAGGCUAUUUGUGGGUGAAUGUGGUGAUACAAAGCUGAAGAAUGAAAAGUUGUCAAUAAACACAGAUACAUUGAUGACAUGAUCCCAACUUGACUCUUUUGGUACAGGAAACAUAGUAGGGAACAAGUGCUUGAAACAAGCAUACUGUGUCUAGGUCUGUUUAGCAUAGGUUCUGAUGGCAAGUUGAUCUUGCCUGGAUCUUUGGUCCUCCUUUCUGCACUUCAACAUGAAAAGGUUUGGGGAACAAUCAGAACACCCAUGAUACCCUUUGCUAACAAAGUGAAGUUAGUAGUAACAAAAACUCAUGGGUUUUUGUUACUCCUGUUGUUUUUUAACUCGGUGCUUCAAUUUCAGUCAGAAGUUCAGUUUAGGGCACCUAAAUAAGUGUCAAAUGUUCCAAAAGAGUUGAAGUUUUUAUUAAUUCUUGUUGGAGUCAAGGAAGCUAGCUGAGUAUUUAGUGGUCUUGCAGAAAGGAGAUCCUUAACUGCACAGUAAGUCACAGACCUUAGCAAAGCAGUCUUUAGUAGGUUCGUCAAAUGAGAUGGUGUAGCUGUAUGCACACACAUGCAGCACAGUGACUGCGCAUUUACCUCAAGCAAAAGAGCUUGGGGAAUGCUAGUACACUUGAGAAUACAGUUAGCAUUCACAACAGCCCCAGAAAAAGAAAAGUGCCAGUAGUGCCGGCAUAUCCAAAGAACACACUGACAUUAGUGCUUUGCACUUUCUUGUCACCUGACUGCAAAGUGAUUAAUUUCAGGUCUGGGUGAUUUUCAGUGUCAAAGACAAAUGAUGUCACAAACUGUGGCUGCAGUGUGAAUGCAAUAUAUUUGCCUGCACUGCUUGUACAAGCUUCUCAGCGCACACUGUAUGCUAAAGCCAUAUAAAUCUGCCUAGAAGAGAGAGACCCAGUUGUACACCGGUCUUGACAGAACCCCGCACUACUCUCUCCUGCUUGUGACCAGGGGCUGCAUUCCACCAGCACUGUAGCUGAGCCUCUGGCUUCCAACAGAGCCCAGGUCAUCCCAGAGCUGGUUCUUUGCAGUAUAUAUGAAGAUGGGAUUUUGUUGUUGUUGUUUUAAAGAGUUAAAGGAAUGAUUAGGGAAGCUGGUGAGAGAUGUUGUUCAGAGUCAAGCCCAUGUUCUUACACUACCUUCUGAAUUAGCAGUGUGAUCCACGUUUCAAGUCUCUGCCUUGUGAUUCCUGCAGGAAAAAGGGGUAUUGAUAAGCAUCAUGACUUUGUGUUAAAGCACACUUUAGGAGGCACAGAGUCCACUUGUACCCUGUUACAACUGAUCCUGUAGCAGCAGAUGUAGAUGUUGACCCUCUCCAAGGGACACUUAUGCUACAGACUGACCUGGGAGUAACAUAACCUGGGCAAGUUGGCUGCACAUCCCUUCUCAGCAUAUGCAUCACCAACUGACUCUGAAAUACACCUGCAGGUGAAUGACAUUUAAUGGGAUCUGAGAGAUGCAGUGAGAACGGUGGAGGAGGGCUAGGGGAUACUUUUGGUUUGAAAAUAAGUUUGUCACGAGAAUAUGAGCCACAUGCCACAGUGCAGCUGGAGAGGAUGCACACCUGUGCACUCAUAUUCCAGCAGACCUAAUCUGAUUCAUUUGUGCUGGAGCAGUAUACAUCCCCCUUCCUCUCACCCACCAGCAGGAGAUGGGGCAGCAAGGGCUAGCUGCUCCCUAGUGAAGGCUGCCAAGAGCACAGGAGACAGGGUGAGGCCUCGUCCACUGCACCUGAGCAAGGCGAUCAGGGUGGGUACGGUGACAGCAGCCAGGCUCAGCAGAGGGUACAGAUUGCAGACCUUCCCUGGUGACGAGGCAGGUCCAAGGUCAUCCCAAGAAGUCAGUGAGUCAGCACUGGAACCAGGCCUGGAGCAGUCACCGGGGUCAGCCUCAGGCCAGUGAGUGCAAGGCAAGCCCGCAGUGACAAGGCCAUUCUUGUGCAGCACCUCCAGGCAUCCUUCUGCAGCUGACAUCCUCACAGAGCACUGAGCUCCCGAGAGCUGGGCUAACAGAGACUGCUCAGAGCCUGCAAGUUUGCCACAUAUGAAUAAACUAUCAGGUGCCAAUGCUCUGAAGGAGGCUGCUCACCUGCCGAAGCUAAAGCAUGGCCCCAGACACAGAAAGAACACGGGAAAGCAUCAUCUCUUGUAGCUUCAUUCUGAAAAUAGCUGAACUAUUUUUACCUGGAACAUUUUAUAAAUAUGCCACCUCCAGCAGAGGAAAUUUUAGCUCAAAUAUUUUGACAAAAUUAUGAAUAACUGAAAAGCCAGUCUCUUAAUGGAUCUCAUAAAAUAAUUAAGCAAUAAAGAAGGCGGCUGGCCAUGCCACAUGCAAUGGAUGCUAAUCAGGAAUCACAAGCACAGGAAAGUGUUAGAAAGAAGAUAGAAACCUACACCCCACCAAC
Molecule: messenger RNA, 4102 nt
Organism: Lagopus muta (rock ptarmigan)
Lineage: Eukaryota; Metazoa; Chordata; Aves; Galliformes; Phasianidae
Gene: LPAR5
Product: lysophosphatidic acid receptor 5
Exons: 3
Coding region: 468-1580 (370 amino acids)
Biological process (GO): behavioral response to pain; G protein-coupled receptor signaling pathway
Cellular component (GO): membrane
Molecular function (GO): G protein-coupled receptor activity
Source: RefSeq, a predicted model, not a curated record